GCGUGUGCGUGGAGAAGAAAUUACGAGAUAGAGAGGGCCCCUCUGUUGUGGAGGAGGACUAGGUGAUAUCAAAUAGGCCUACAGAAGAGAUAUUUUUGGUGUACAUUCAAGCUGUUUUGGAGAGGCUGUGUAUCGGCUCAUCUAUUCGUUUGCCUGAUUUUGGACCCGUGUGCUUCUCUUGUAUCCAUGGGCUCGGUAGGCGCAUCUCUCGCCUCCCAGUAGGACAUAACGGGCAGGGCUACCUCGAAAUAAUUAUUUAUUUCGCUAUCUGUGCCGCAACGUUGAGAGAAACGUGAUCGAGAGGCAGCGAUAACAGUGUCCUUAUCAUGGAUUAAUGCUCGAGUAAAUUUUCAUCUGAGAGGUUCCCAAUGUUGAACAUGUCCACCCCUAGUGAGCUGAAGUCUCCCUGCGUGACUCGCAAUGGUAUGGUUAAGCUGCCUCCCAGCCAGCCCAAUGGUCUGGGAAGUGCAAGUAUAACCAAGGGGACACCAGCUGCCAAGAAUCGCCUUUGCCAGUCCUCCUCCGUACCCUCCAUCCUGCCCCCUCCAUCAUCAUCUCUUCUAUUUCAACACCACCACCUGGACGGCCCUGGAAUUCCCAACUCAGCAGCCUCACUCUUGGGCUCUGAUCUUGAGCCUGGAAAACCUAUAGUGGGCUUGAAGCCAUCCCUUCGUCAGCUUCCCCCUCUCACUCUACCUAAACCUAUGCUGCUGGAGCGCCAGCUUGUCCUGGAUGAGAAGCUGCUCAACCGAUUGCUCUGGUAUUUCACUACAGCUGAAAAAUGUGUGUUGGCACAGGUAUGCAAGACAUGGCGCAAAGUGCUGUACCAGCCCAAGUUCUGGGAGAGCAUUACACCCAUCUUGCACGCCAAGGAGUUAUAUACUCUGUUGCCCAGUGGGGAGAAGGAAUUUGUUAGUCUGCAGGCCUUUGCCCUGCGUGGCUUCCAGUCCUUCUGCUUAGUGGGUGUGUCAGACUUGGACAUUUGUGAAUUCAUCGACAAUUACCCACUGUCCAAGAAAGGUGUUCGCUCGGUGAGCCUUAAGAGGUCUACCAUCACAGAUGCUGGUUUGGAGGUCAUGUUGGAGCAGAUGCAAGGCCUGAUGCACCUUGAACUUUCAGGCUGCAACGACUUUACAGAGGCUGGCCUGUGGUCCAGUCUGAAUGCCCGGCUAACUUCCCUCAGCGUCAGUGACUGCAUUAAUGUGGCAGAUGACGCCAUUGCUGCUAUUUCUCAGCUCCUGCCCAACCUUUCAGAGUUGAGCCUUCAGGCCUACCAUGUCACUGACACAGCCAUGGCCUAUUUCACAGCCAAACAGGGCUACACCACCCACACUCUGCGGCUUCACUCCUGCUGGGAGAUCACCAACCACGGUGUGGUCAACAUGGUACAUAGCCUUCCCAACUUGACUGCCCUCAGCCUCUCUGGCUGUUCUAAGAUCACUGACGAUGGUGUGGAGCUGGUUGCUGAGAACCUGCGUAAGCUUCGCAGCCUGGACUUAUCUUGGUGCCCUCGGAUCACUGACAUGGCCCUUGAGUACAUUGCCUGUGACCUGCAUAAAUUGGAAGAACUAGUGCUGGACAGGUGUGUGCGCAUCACAGACACUGGCUUAGGCUACUUGUCAACCAUGUCAUCAUUACGGAGCCUCUAUCUGCGCUGGUGUUGUCAGGUGCAAGAUUUUGGAUUGCAACAUUUGUUUGGAAUGAGGAGUCUCCGUCUUCUGUCUCUUGCAGGCUGCCCUCUGCUGACUACCACUGGUCUGUCAGGCCUCAUUCAGCUGCAGGAGCUUGAGGAGCUGGAACUGACCAACUGCCCUGGAGCCACUGCUGAGCUCUUCAAAUAUUACUCCCAGCAUCUGCCACACUGCAUGGUCAUUGAAUAAGACCACUAACCCCUCUCAACAACCAAUAGUUCACCAAUCUUCUUCCUUCUUCUUAAUAACUUUUCAUCACUCUUUUCUCAAAUGUCAGCAAAGAUACAGAACUGCUCCUACUAUAUCAUGUAGUUACUCAUUACCUGCCCUCUGUCUUCCUCCUUACCCGAUUGAGUUGACUGAUCCACAGGCUGACAGAGAAGCAGGAAGGCAGAUAAUGGUACAUGUCAGGCCCAGGAUGAUGGGAUAGAGUUUGAGCUUCGUUUAAGAAGACGCUGGGGAGGAAAGAGAUUGGUGUAACGUCUUGUCUCACAGACAGAUUCUUUUUUCUUUUCUUUUUUUUUAAACAACAGAAGGCUUUUGUUUUUUGAGUGGUGCAUUUCUAAAGACAUUGAUAUUUUCUUUUCGGCUAAUUGAUACUUAAAGGGGUGACAUGUGGAUCCAGUUACAGCAUAGAUUAAUCCAUAAAAGGGAAAUUAAGACUUAAAGGUUUUAACUGCUAUGGCAGAACUCAUACGUGAGCUCAUGAACUGUAAACACACAUACACAUACUGUAUAUGGUAAGUGAAACAAAUGUAAGUCCUAAAGACCAUAAGUGAUGAUGUUUCUUUUUCCUACAUUCUGUGAAAUAUAAAUGCUGUUAUUCUUUUUUUUUCAGAAGGUACAAAGGUUUUGUUUUCUCUUGUUUAGAGGGAUACUCCAGAUAACAGCUGGAGAAACAGGAAUCAGAGAAAACUAAAGAUACAGACCAUAAAGUGUAAAACUGGGAGAUCGUAGUUCUCUGUCUCUCUUUCCCUCCCUUAUUGUGUGCAGUAUGUAAAUUGGACUCUCUUUUGGACACACUUUUUCCUUGGUGUGUCUUAUCAGAAAUCAGAAAAAAAAACUUUGAAUAGAAAAAUGGUUACAGUUUACAGUGUUGAAGUUAAUGGGCUCAUUGUUUUACAUGUUCUCUUUAAAACUUU
Molecule: messenger RNA, 2833 nt
Organism: Labrus bergylta (ballan wrasse)
Lineage: Eukaryota; Metazoa; Chordata; Actinopteri; Labriformes; Labridae
Gene: fbxl16
Product: F-box and leucine-rich repeat protein 16
Cellular component (GO): cytoplasm
Molecular function (GO): protein binding
Source: RefSeq, a predicted model, not a curated record